GCAAAAUUAGACCAACAAUUCAAUAAUCCCUGUUUUCCUUCGCUACCCAGAGACUUAAAAAAGAAGGAAAAGCCCGUGGUGCACAGAGGGAGACAGAGAGAUGAAGAAAUCGGGAGGCGCGGAGAAGAAAAGGGCGCGACGAUCUUCAGGAGCCAUCCAAAACGGCGCCAGGGAUCCCAACGUUGAUACUCCUCCCAGGAAACAACCUGCUAAGCAGGAUGUUUUUCAGUUGUUUGCUGAGAAGGUGAGAGACCAUAAGGACUUGGUGUCUAGGUGGGCAGUUUUACAGGAGACUCGUGUGGAGUACUUUAGAGGGAAGGAUUUUUCUAGCUUUUUGAGAAAUCAUCCGGAGCUCAAAGAUAUUCUAGAAUUGGAUAAGAACCUAGAGACUGAUGAUAUUGCUAAUGCUCUUUUACGAAAGAAUCUUUUAGUGCGUUGUGAUCGUGUAGUGAAAACUGUUCGUCCUGGGAAGAAAAAGUUGUCUACUUGGCCAGCUCAUUUGGAGAUUUUCCCAGAGCAAAUAUUUUCUGAAAAUGAUGCAUUUUUUGCGUGGACAUUUGUGAAACGGCGGCCGCUUUGGCAAACUCUUCUAUCAUUUUUCUGGCCUGUGUUGACUCUUGCAAUUUGCUUGUUUCCUGUGUAUCCCCAUCGGUGCAAGCUACUAAUACUCUACUCUUGCGCAGGAGUCUUGCUACUUAUCCUAUCGCUGCUUUUGUUGAGAGCUACUAUAUUUGGUAUUCUAUAUAUUGUUCUUGGAAAACGUGUUUGGUUCUUCCCUAACAUCCUUGCCGAGGAAGCAACAUUGAGGGAGUUAUUCCGUUUCUGGCCCGAGAAAGAUGAGGAGGAGCAACCCAAAUGGACAACGAGGCUUUUCUAUGCAAUAGUAGCUGUCCUUGUCAUAUUGCUGCUGCGGCACCAUGCUCCUGAUGAGGCUGCUAGAGCAAGGUAUCAAAAGCGGGUCUCCAACAUAAUUGAUGAUGUUCUUGAGUGGUCUCCAAGAUUAGCCCUCUCCGUAAUGAGGGAUAAGCAGCAAACUGUCACUAACGCCACAGAACCAAACAGCAGUUUCCCGGAUGCCAACCAAAGUCCGGAGGAAACAGCUCAAUCCGAAAGCGUAGGCGAAGAAUCUGUCUCAGACCAAAACGAGGCAGAAGUUUUUGACGAUCUUAUAUGAAUAGAAAGUGCAGUUCUUAGUGAAGCACUGUCUUCUUUUGUUCUUCCCUUUUGGGUCUUAUUUUAUGAUUAGAGUGUAAACCCUGUAUCAAACAAUCACAAUAAAGCAGUUUAUUUCAAGUCACAGAUUUUUAAUAUUAUUAUUAGGUCAUUUUCGUCA
Molecule: messenger RNA, 1333 nt
Organism: Carya illinoinensis
Lineage: Eukaryota; Viridiplantae; Streptophyta; Magnoliopsida; Fagales; Juglandaceae
Exons: 5
Coding region: 101-1174 (357 amino acids)
Biological process (GO): post-translational protein targeting to membrane, translocation
Cellular component (GO): endoplasmic reticulum; endoplasmic reticulum membrane
Source: RefSeq, a predicted model, not a curated record